AUGUCAUUGAGGAGCAACGGUCGAAGGUCUAGGCGCGAAAACGAGACCGCCAGUACAUCUGCAGGGACAAGCCACGUUUGCAGCGAGUGUGGAAAAACAUUCGCCACGACUUGCCACCUCAAAAGACACGAGCGCACCCACACGGGAGUAAAAUCCUUCCAAUGCUCGUUUUGCCGAAAGUCAUUCGGAGAAGCCGGUACUCUCAAAGUGCACACGCGCAUCCACACGAGCGAGCGUCCCUUUAAAUGCUCGGUGUGUAAAAAGCGCUUCACCCAACCCAGUAAUCUCACGGUACACAUGCGCUACCAUACGGGUGAAAAGCCCUUCCAGUGCUCCCAAUGUCCACGAGCUUUCAAACAAAAAGGCGGCCUCACGACCCACAUGCGGAGCCACACGGGCAUCAUUUAUGAUCGAUGCUCCGUCUGUCAGAAGGCAUUUUCCGACCCGAGCAACCUCAUACGGCACAUGCGCAUCCACACGGGCGACAGACCCUACAACUGUACCAUGUGUGAUAAAACAUUUAUCACCUCCAGUGAUCUCGUGAGGCACAAGCACACCGUACAUAAGAAAUAA
This is a messenger RNA of Copidosoma floridanum, 573 nucleotides long. Its product is annotated as gastrula zinc finger protein XlCGF42.1-like. Lineage: Eukaryota; Metazoa; Arthropoda; Insecta; Hymenoptera; Encyrtidae. The record is from RefSeq and is a predicted model, not a curated record.